AUGGAAGAAGAAUUUCUAGCGUGUUUCCUCGUCGAUGCCCGAGGAGGAACCCUAAGAUCCAAGAGAAUUCCUGGCUUUCGUUUGAUUGUCCCGCCUAAUGCCGUGGAAAAGCCAACGCGGAUCUUCGCCAGAUCAUCCAACGCUAAGAACCAGCCGAAAUUAUUCGAUUGCGAGGCGGCCGCAACGCCGGUUAUUGAAUUGAGCCCGACUCUCUUCAAAGUCAAUGUCGUAUUAGACAUUCCCGUUCUUGGAGAGCAUCGAAGCAACACAGAAAUGGUUGUUCUCCGAUCAUCAAUGGAUUCUAAAUGGUAUCCGCUAGAGGAACAAGAGCUCGAUAUCGACGGCUUUGAAAAGGAAGAUUCUUCGUUACUGGAAAGCUGUGACUUCAAACGAUUGCGGCUCCAGAAACUUCCACAAUUUCUAUUUAUCCAUACGCGACCUCAAGUGGUUGCGCUCAAUGUUACACCAGCAGGCGGUACCCUCUCAGCAAUCGACGAACGCUUGCGCGUCACUUUUCCAGAAGGAGCACUGACAAAACCUACAACAGUUAUAGGUCAGCCCUUUCGAAAGAUACAGUCUUUUCCGGUGCCCGCAGAGGCGUGCCCAGCAGGAGUUCUGACGUCGCCAGUCCUGACGCUCGAGCCAAGAAGAAGGAGAUUCCACAGAACUGUAAUUUACAAUCUGCCUAAACCGCCUGAAAUCGGAAAUCUUGAUGAAUAUCACACACGUGUCCUAUGCUCAAUUACAGAGGGAAAUGAGCCGGUUAUGUGGAAAGAUGUUACCAACUCAGUCGAUAUAAUUUGGCACAAGGAUGUUGCGAUGUUCUCUGGAAAUGUAUCUGGUCGAUUUUGGCUCAUUUUCCUUGAGAAGGACUCUCCAGCUGGUAGCAUAGCUGAUAUCAUUCCAGUGGCCAACAGAAUUUAUUCCAAAAUUACGAAGACUCGUUAUCGAGCUGGAAUUUCUGCAAAAAUUACAUCCUCAAACGAUGUCGAGGUAAAAUUCAUCUCUAAUUCUUCCUCGUCCGUCGACCUGUGCCUCGGCGAAACGUUCUCCUGCGAACUUCUCAACGAAGAAAACCACGUGAUCAAAAGUUUCCACAAUGCAAUUCCGUUCAAACCCUUCCAAGAGCUUUCAUUCUCCCUCAAACAAUUUACUUCUUUCACACAACAGCUUCCAAAUUUCAAAGCCGAAAAUCAAGAAAAAGAAUCAAAAAUGAAAUCGGAAUCAAGGAAGAGUACUUCUCUCCAAACCCUCGGAAUUUUCUCCCUCGGCCUUGUCCUCCGAAUCGCAACUCUUUCCCUUGAUAUUCAAGAUCGGCCGGAAUUAAAUUCUCCUUCGCAGAGCUACGCACAGAUUUCUGAGGAAAGAUAUUCAGCUAAUCAGUCGUUUAUCGCCAAGUCAAUCAAGUAUAUUUUCCAGAAUGAUCUUAGCUGGGUUGUAUUUCUCGCGAUCGUGGAUUUUGUAACCUGCUUUGUUUUAUCGAAUAAAAUUGAGAAGGAUUCACGGAAUGAUGAAGAAAAGAGGAUUAUCAUUCUCGCGUGGUGCUAUCUGAACCCUUUGUCGAUUCUUUCAGCUGGUGGAUGCAGUGCUGGGAUCAUUUCCAAUGCUCUUCUGACAUGUCUCUGGCAUUGCUCGAUCAAUCAUAAAGAUGUCAUCGGAUCUUUACUCCUUGUUCUUUCCUCUGCUGAUCGGUUGUAUCCACUGCAACUCAUCGUACCAAUUCUGAUGCUCAAACAAGGAUUGCAUGCAAAAGCGAAAUAUUUGUUUCUCGUCGUUUUCUGGAGCAGCCUCGUUUGGUUUACAGUCGGAUCAGAAAUGUUCUCCAAUUGGAAUGUCAUCUUCAAUUUAACGAUCUAUGAGCCAGGCUUGAACUGCUCCUGGUACAUGUUGAUCGAGCUUUUUGACCAUUUCCGAGAUUUCUUCGUUCAAAUUCUUCAGGUAAAUGCCUUCUGCUACGUACUACCCCUUUGCGCACGAUACGAAACACCUGUCGUUUUCAAGUACCUGAUUCCUUUACUUUCAAUAAUUACUCCAUAUGCGACCCUCAGUGAUUUUGCUCUAUUGCUUCAAGUUUUACCACUUUUCGCGACCGGCAAAAGACGACUCUUUGGAAUUCUCGUCCUUGUUGUCUCCCUAGCGCUCUGUCCAGUCAUGUGGCAUUUAUGGAUCGUUCUUGGUUCAGCAAAUGCGAAUUUUUACUUUGCUGCUACUCUCGCUGUUGUCGCGGGAGCGGUGAUCCUCAUCACAGAUGGUCUUUUCGCAGAGCUCGUUUUGAUGAGUAAAAUCAUGAAAAUUGAAGAAGACUUAGAAAUUCGAGCUCCUAUCGUAAUCGGCGCAAUCGUCUGCAAACUCGAUCGCCACAAGAACAUUAUCAGAAGAGGAUACAUAGCAAUGCUGGCUGUAGACAAGCGCUACCGAAAACGCGGCAUCGGAAAAGAACUAGUCAGAAGGGCGAUAGAAGCCAUGGAUGCGGAAGGGUGCGACGAGGUCGUGCUAGAAACGGAAAUUACGAAUUUGGGUGCACUCCGGCUUUACGAGCGGCUUGGAUUUGUGCGUGACGAGCGCUUGUUCCAGUAUUAUUUGAAUGGAGUAGACGCUUUUCGACUGAAACUUUGGCUGCGCUAG
Molecule: messenger RNA, 2625 nt
Organism: Oikopleura dioica
Lineage: Eukaryota; Metazoa; Chordata; Appendicularia; Copelata; Oikopleuridae
Source: the annotation of a GenBank genome assembly